AUGGAACGUAUUCUUCGUGCUAGAAAUUAUCCGAAUUUAUAUGGAAUUAGUUUACAUAAUAUUCAAGCAAAAACAGCUAGAGAUCUUUUUACGAGUUAUUGUCAUAUUUAUUCAUAUCCAUAUACACUGAAAUAUUACGAUGAUAUAACGAAUAAUUUUCCAGGUGGAAUACUUAUAUAUGUGCGUAAAGUAUCAUUAUUUGAUGAACGACCUUUUGAACAUGAAUUUUUUCUUCGAAUUCAAAAAUCAUUUCCAUUCAUGGAAGAAUUAACUGUACGUAAUGAAAAACGACAAAUUAAUAAACAAUUUAGAAAAUCAAAAAAUUCAUCAAUAUUAAAUAUCCUUAUCUUAAACAACUUGAUCUUAUUCAAAGUUGCAUAG
Rotaria sp. Silwood2 is the source of this 381-nucleotide messenger RNA. NCBI's taxonomy places the organism in Eukaryota, Metazoa, Rotifera, Eurotatoria, Philodinida, Philodinidae. The record is from the annotation of a GenBank genome assembly.